AUGUAUUCUCUACCAAGCAUGCCUUCAACAACAUCAGUUUUAUCAACAUACACCGCCUUUGCUGCUUCUGCAAUGCUUGUCCGGUCUAUGCUCAGUGAAGUUCAGACCCUGGUUAACCAAUUUAUCCCCCAAAAACUGCAAGAGAAAAUAUCAUCGAGUCUUGGACGCCUAUUCGGAAAUAUCUCUUCUCAAUUGGUUCUCAUCGUCGACGAAUACAAUGGUCUCUCCAUCAAUGAAAUCUUCCAGGCUUCUGAAGUCUACUUGAACACAAGAAUCACUCCCUCUGUCGAACAGCUUAAGGUUUCCAAAGAUCCAGGGAACAAAAGCAUUUCGGUCACAAUCGACAAGGGCCAACAGAUUAUUGACACGUUCGAAGGAAUUGAGCUAGCUUGGCAAUUCGUAUGUACUGAAACUCAACAAACGGUUGUUGAUUUUGAAAGCUGGUCCCAGUCAUCAGGAAAAAAAGAGCAUAGAUCGAUUCUGCUUAGCUUCCACAGGAAUCACAAGGAAAAGGUGUUGAACACUUUCCUCCCGUAUGUACUAGAAAGAUUCAAAGCCAUAAAAAAUGAGGAAAAGGUGCUCAAACUGCAGUCACUUGCAAGUUACGAAGGUGUCAACCUUAACCAUCCAUCUACUUUCGACACAUUAGCAAUGGAUCCUGGCCUCAAGAAGGAGAUAAUGGAUGACCUGGACAGAUUUGUGAGGCGAAAGGAUUUCUACCUAAAAGUAGGAAAACCAUGGAAACGUGGGUACUUGUUGCAUGGCCCUCCUGGCACUGGCAAGUCCAGCUUGAUCGCAGCGAUGGCUAACUACCUGAAGUUUGACAUUUACGACCUUGAACUUGCAAGUUUGACUAGCAAUUCGGAACUGAGGAGAUUGCUAGCCAGUACAACGAAUCGAUCGAUACUUGUAAUUGAGGACAUCGAUUGUAGCAUUGAGUUGCAGGACCGACAAAAUAGAGGAUACAACCAGGGUGAAAGUCAGCAGUUAACUUUGUCUGGACUGCUUAACUUCAUUGAUGGAUUAUGGUCAAGCUGUGGAGAUGAGAGGAUAAUAGUGUUCACAACCAAUUACCAAGACAAACUAGAUCCUGCAUUGCUGAGACCAGGCCGGAUGGACAUGCACAUACACAUGUCCUACUGCACUCCUUGUGGAUUCAAGAUUCUUGCUUCUAACUACCUUAACGUUAAAAAUCAUAGCCUUUUCAGUGAGAUUGAUGAGUUGAUAGUGGAAGUGGAAGUGACUCCAGCAGAGGUUGCAGAAGAGCUCAUGAAGAAUGAAGAUGUCGAUAUUGCACUUACAGGGCUCAUUGGAUUUCUAGAAAGGAAGAAGGGAAUGAAACUCAAACAACUGAAUGUUGAAGAACAAAAAGCGGAUGAUAAACAGAAAGAAAAUGACAACAAGAAUGAAAGCCAGGAAAAAGAGGAGAAAUGGGAGAAGAACAAAGUCAAGAGAAAUAAGAGGAAGAAGGCAAGAAGAGCAAAAGGAAGAACUUGA
Messenger RNA from Dovyalis caffra, 1497 nucleotides. Lineage: Eukaryota; Viridiplantae; Streptophyta; Magnoliopsida; Malpighiales; Salicaceae. The record is from the annotation of a GenBank genome assembly.